GUUGUUUUCAUUUUAUCCUGUUUCUUGUUCGAACGAAUGUGUUACAAAUAAAAAAUGGAAGACUUACUUUUGAGCAUAGUCAAAGAAGCAGGAGGCUCCAAGCUGUCAAAUUUGAAGCAAAGAUCUCAAGAAGCACACGAUUUGUUGGCGGCCCAAAACAAUUUGAUGAGGAAUCCGAGUCAUGAAUUGAGAACUGUUUGUUUUUUACCUUUAAAAUUAGCUUUGGAAUCCAAGAGAAGUAAGCUGGUACAACUAGCUUUGAGUGGAUUAAACAAAAUCGUGAGAGAUGAACGUUUCCAAUCUGGAACGGAACCAGAGGACGAUUCGUUGUGGCUACCGGCUCAACUUUUACUCGCCACUUGUUCUAUUUUGGCCCAAUACGAAGAUACACAAGUUCACAUCCUGAGAGUAAUUUUAAACUUGGCCUGUUCAGCUAGUUGGGCGUUAAAUGGACGUUUAGUGAUGUUGAUGAUCAGUCGUUGCGGCGAAGCUUACGAAAAUGGCACACAACCAGUUCGUGCAGCUGCCCAGGCAGCCGCUUCCCAAACUCUCACCGCAUUUUGCACCUUUUUAGAUGAAGAGUGUCAGGAAAUCCUGCAACAUCAACAGAAACAUAAAAACAGCGGAAGCAGUGCUGAAAUGGUUUAUACAAAAACAUCUGCUGUUGCUUGUUUCAACGAAGCAAUUCCGGUUAUGCAGUACCUAUGUAGCCGACUAGAAGAAAUCAAAUCAUUACCAAAAUCAAACGACAUGAUAGUUUUUCUUUUGGAAUGCCUGCUGACAUUGGUGAACACUUUACCACACAGUGUACACACAAAUGUACAUUUCACCACAUUUUUGUGGCAAAGAUUUUGUCCCGCGUUGUUAUCGCUAUUGGGAGCUCCUGGUGAUCCGCAAGGUCAAAGUUUAACUACAAAUCAAUCGAAAAUAGUCUACAGUAUCGGCAUUCAAGUGGUUCGGCUAGUUGGAAGAGAGAGAGCUUUACGACCAGUGUUGGAGGCACUUUUUCACAGAAUGUUACUGUUGCCAAGUCCCAUGAAACGAUUAGAACCACUUAGAGCUGCCAGAGAAUUACUAAGAUCACCUGGAAGACUAGCCGAUCUGUUACUUUUAUCUGGACCAAUUCACAGACACGCAGGGGACGAUAUGGCUAUAAUAAGACUAAUCAUGGAUUCCAUAGAAGAGUCGGCACAGUGCACAGAUUCGGCAGUUCUACUGGCGAGCGUGGAAUGUAUUGGAGCUUUACUGGGCAGUCUGGAGGCUUUAUGUCGCGGCGAAGGAUUAAAUUUGGAAGAUGCGGAAACUACGAACGCGCGUUAUAUCACAUUGGAGCAGGCCGAUUAUACCGGACCGUUAACAUAUCAAUUUUUAGCACGACUUCCUAAACCCUACAGAGAUGUGGUGGCAAAUUUAAAAUACCACAGCGAUUCGGACAGUAGCGGAAUCGAAGGGAACGUUCCCGACUUGGAAGGUGGGUCCGAAUCGGAUUGUUCGGGCGCGACGGAAGGACCGGAGGAAUACGGCAGCCAGUCUGAAGAUAGUAUUAUGGAUGACGACAGUUUUUUAACCAGUCAACAGCUGCAGAAGCUGCACAAAAUUCCCAAGUCGUUAAAUCUGGGACGAAGCGGCGUUGAAGAAUGCAAUACGGACGUCGAGAGACACAAUGCAAGGCAUUUUGUGAAGACGUUGCAGCACAUCUUGUUGCCCAAUCUGAUGGCCUUGAGGUCUUCAAUUCAAGUUGACGAAGUUUUACAAGAAUUUGCGUCGAAAUGUUGCCAACACAAUUCUGCACAGAACUAUGAAUUUCCAACAAUCAUGAACGCUGACGGGAUUUAUUUAGCCACUUAUUCGGCACUACUUUUAGAUCUAAAUCUGAUUCAAUGUGGGCAUUACGACGAAAACAGCAAAGGUGUAAGUGUACCAACAACGGAAGCUCAAUUUGUAGAAGAAAUUCACGGAAGUGGCGUUUUAGUAUACGUAUCUGCAACCUGGUUAUGUGAACUCUAUCAAAAUGUUUUAGCAAAAUCGUUGUUACUUUCUACAGGUUACGAUCCAAAAUGUUCGCCGCAACCUGCUUUAAUAAAUCUCCUGACAGAUGUAGGUGGUUUGUGCCCAUCACAAUUAUUAACAGACUGGCAAAAGUUGCAAAAGGUAUCUGGAACACCGGAAUUUAGUCCGGAAAUCGAGGCGGGAAUUAAAUUGUCACGUAGAAUUUUGACAUGUUGUUGGACCUCUGUGGUCACUGUUUUGGGCGCACCUUUGGACGAUCCACCCAAUUCUACCUCUACGUCCACCUUAAGCAGACUGGUAGCUAGAAGAGCGAGACAGAAAAACAGGCAACGAAUAAGGGAGGAUAUUAUUACGGCCAGUUUAGAAGGUUUACACAAGGCAGCAAGUUUGAGCAAUACAUUGAAGUUACAAGCGAGAAGUAGCAGCAUUUUAGGUCUAUUAUCGACUUCUUCAUGCAAAUCGCAGGGACCAAAACUGCCAGCCUCGCAUGCACUUUCGUUGGACGUUUUACUUUCCAAAGGAUUGGCUUUGGGUUGCCACAGUUCUCCAUGUUGGCCGCACGUUUUCAACGCGUGCGUUGCCGUAGCAAGCUUAGAACACGCUCUCUUUAGUAAAACGGGAUCCACCCAAUUGUUAAUGGUGGCACAAAGUACUCAAAAUAAUACAAUUACUUCAGUCACAUGUUCUUCCGAUUCGCACAACAAACUCAAUAUGAGUUUCAAUAUUACAGGAACGGACGAAGAAACAUGUGUGGAUGUUUAUAGUUUCCUCCACAAUUCGACCUAUUCUUCCGAGCAAAAUUCCGGAACCCAAAACGACGCAACAAUUGCGGAAAUAAUUGAAAGAAGCGGCGUUAACAAUGCCCAAGGACAAGGUGUCCUUCGAGGCGUCCACGCGGCCAAAGUUUGUUGCGUGUUGAGUCAAAAAGCAGAUGAAUUGUUUCAUUCGGCCGCUCUGAGGUUAUCUUUGCCAGGCUUAUGUGGAUUUUUAAACGAAUUAUGCAAAGCAUCUCAUGCACAACUAUUUACAAGAUACGAAGAGACUCCGGGAAAAUUGAAGAAAUGGUGGAAGAAACAUCCUGAAUCCCAACAAAAACCACCAGCCACGCUGUUACUCCACCGCAUUGGUGAAGUGACAUUGAAAUGUAUAAAAUCGGGUCGUCCUUUGAUACACAUAAUGAAAAUAUGGUCAAUAGUGGGGCCUCACUUCAUGCAAGCUUCUUGUCACAAAGAUCGAUCCGUUUCGAAAAAAGCCAUCAGCUGCAUCCACGAUUCGGUGACCGCCUUAUUAAACGAACAAGCUGAACUUCCCCAUUUCCAUUUCAACGAAGCUCUCUUGAAACCGUUCGAAAACUUACUUUGUUUAGAACUAUGCGAUCUGGAUGUGCAAGACCAGAUUGUCGCGUGUUUGUGCGAAUUUGUAGAAGCUAACAGGACCGAAAUUUGUUCAGGCUGGAGGCCGCUAUUUGGUACUUUAAGAGUCGCAAACGCUAAAAACAAUGCCGCCGCCAUUCUUGAUGUUUUCCGAUUAUUUUUAUCGACCGAUAACACAUUGGUCUUUGCAAACGCGGCCUUAGAUUAUAUUUUAUGUCUUCUGUCACAUAUAAAGAGCAGUAACUUCGAGGAGCAAUCUUCGGAACCAUUAAACAGCGUGAUCAAAUCUCCAACAGAGAAAAGGAGUCUUUUCCUUGACAAAGAGUCAGACUUUCCAUCGAAGUUGCUUAUUGGACCGGUAGAUUUGUGCAUCGAAUCGUUGAAACUAUUACAAAAUUGUGCAGCUAUUCUCUCCGUAAUGUAUAACAUGCCCAAAUGUCCGACAUUCAACAUGACGCACAGAAUGAAUAUCGACACGAAUCCGCAACUUGUCGAUCCCGUUAUACAAAACAUAGAAAUAGUCAGUUUUAAUCAGGAUAAUAUCGAUCAAAUCAGUUACAAAGUUUUAUCGACCAGAAAUGAUUUCGAUGAUUGCGAGAAAGCAAACAUCACACUUUCAAAAAUGGAUAGGCAAAGUAACGUUUUAAAGAUUUGGUACAUACUUCUGGAAGGCUUGUCUAGCGCUUCGGUGAUGUCGGCAAAUAAAAAUCAACCAUACGUUGUCGAAACUUUAUUCAAAUUGAUCAGAGAUUUAAUCAACAAUCCCGGUAUUAGUUUCGGGCUGUAUUGCAUCAAUCAUUUACUUUUACCGAUGGUACAAAAUUGGUUGAGGCAAAACGCGAAAGUGCACAAACCUGGAGACGUUUGGCAGAACUUUAAACAUUGUUGCGGUUUGGCGAGCGAAUUGGUUGUCGACUAUUUACAUCAACUUCAAGAGAACAUUACACAAGAAGAGAAAAAGAAUAUGGAUAUGGAAAAUCCAGCCGCAACAUUGGCGUUGAAACAGCUUCUAUUAAUAUUGAUCGAAUGUUGCGCCCAACCUUCUGAAAACAUAGCCAGAUUAGGAACAAGCUGUAUGAGACACAUAAUUUUGAGCGCCGGAAAAAUUCUCACUAUCAAUCAAUGGGAAAUUCUUGUGGUCUCAUUGCACAGAGCUUGUACAGUCACUCUCAAUCCCUUGCAACAAUUAACGCUGGCAUUCAAAGAGAAUUCCGACAGUUUCUAUGGAGACUUGGCUACAGUUAAGGUUGCUGCCAGGAAAGACAGUUCCGUAUCGGAAAAUGAACGACUAAACGAACUAUCACGUCAAGUUUUCCUGAUGCAGUGUCAAAGAAACUGCCCAAAAUGCACGGGAAAAAGUUGCGACUGUGACAACAACGGCAUACUGAUCGAUGAUCGGAGUUACGUGUUUUUGUUGUACCCAAUGGACAUGGCUUCCGCACUGAAUAUCGAUUUGUACACGGUUCGCGUGCCGUUUAGGAAUAUGGUCGUCGGAAUUUUGGCUCAUCAGAUGUUAGUGCAAACAAUAAGCAGUGCGUUGUUACAAAAUUUAACACACAUCACUCCGAUUCUGAGCAUUUUGCAGAUCAACUCGUGCAGUUUAAGAGGCAUCUUGAGUCACGUAAAUGCCAAACAUAUCAAUAUACUAUUGAAAUGUUUGGAGAUUUCUAACAUGCGAGCCAAGGAGUUUGACGUAAGACCUGGGCUUAAGUUUCUCACUCAAAAAGUCGGCAAUUUAGGCAAAGCUGCCAACCUGUACACUCAAGCGAACACUUCGGAAGUCGUGCAGAUAAUUGUUCUGAUUGAGUUGUGUCUGGACGGAAUAGAAAAGUAUCGUAUUCAUCCGAAGGAUCUGAAAGAUAUUUUGGCUAGAGAAGAAAAAAGAAAAUGUCUGACUGACUUGGACUAUAUCGAGGAGUUCUUAAAAAAACUGCACACGAAGUGGGAGGCACUGUGCGAAUCGUACAUUAGUUUGACCAUCAACAUUCCCGAUGAAGCUGUCGACAGCGAUGCCGAAAAGUCAUCUCCCCAUCACGUGAACAAAAUUGUAAAUUCCGAGAAUGAAGACGUGCCAGAAAAACCGUUCAAAUUGUCAGACUUCAAACAAGACGACGAUAAUUUUAGCACCAGCACAGAUUCGGAAAGCUACUUGGAACGCGACAUCCUUCCAAAUUUAAAAAGCGACGACGACAACGUUUUCGAACCGGAAUUAAAACAGGAUAAACGCAAAACUAAACCGGACACAUCGACAGACGACGAAACAAACGAGAUGGCAGCUAAAUUGGCCAAAUCUUCAAAUUAUGUCGAACCAGCAACGACGAAUGUAAUAAAGUACGACACCAACACCCUAUUGCAAAUGCGCAAAUCAACAAUUUCCACCGACAACAACAAUGCUCAUUUAACUACCAAACCAAUGGAGAGGUCCAAGUCGGAAAGGGAGUUACAAGCAAAGUUGCACCUCCUCCAGAAGUACAGACCUCAAAAUCAGCAGGAUAAAAAUGAAAGUGGACAGCGGUUGAAUCCUUUCGAUAGUUAUAUUCCUCCGCCACAAGCAGUGCCUCCAGAAAUUCAACAGCAAAGAAGUUUAAGCAUUUUUAAGGAUUCAGAAGCGUUCAAGACAACAAGAAUAGAAACAAUGGAAGCAUGUUUAGAGUUGUUGAGUAGCUUGUCAUCGGAAAAGUUGUCGCCUUUGGCGACAGUUCUGAAACAAGGAGCUGUAAUGUUGAUUGGCGCACAAAACGAAAAGAUAAAAGAAGCGGCAGAAUUACUUUUACAUCGCAUGAACAUUUCUUUUGUCGAUCACGAUAAUUUUUAAUUAUAAUCUACAUGGAAACUUGGGAUCAGUAGUUUCGGUGUUUUAGCUUCAUGUAAAACGAGCUUUAAGAUUGUAGAGACACAUACGAGAUCGCUAAAAUAUUGUAUUUUUUAACAUUACUGUUUUUUUGUUCCGUCCUGCUUCAUUCGUUAUGUUGUAUUUUGGAACAUAACAACAUGGUAAAAAUAUUGUUUUUAACCAAUUUUUUAGGUAAUGUGAUAGGAAGGCGAUUUACGAAAGAUACUUGUGAUACAAUGAAAUGAAAUGAAUAAUUUUUUUUAAUUUUACCAAAAUUUAUCUUUAACCAAUGUAUACAAACAAACAUACAUACAUACAUACAUAUAUUUAUUUAUUUAUUUAUUUAUAAACAAAUAUUGGUGUAAAGUAAAUUAUUGCAAUUAUAUAAAUAUGUUAGUUUAGUUCAGCAAUAAAACAUAUAAGCGUACGCCUAUUUCAAUUUUAAAUCUAAAUAGAUUUGGAACAAUAAAUACCGUUUAUUCAUACAAUUCGAUUUGAUUAUUGCAAUUGAUAAAAUGCAUAUUUUGUUCAUUAUUAUAACUGUGAUUAUAAUAAUUAUAACUGAACUAUUAUAAUGUAAUUUUAUGUUGCAAUUUACAACAAUUCCAGAUAUUCCAUUUGAGACAAUGGUAUUCUCGCAAAUAUUUAUUAUAUUUGUGUUUAUUUUUAAAACUUACUGUGUUUCUAGAGUUGUGCUUGUAGAAAGAAUCGAGCAAAUUUGGAUGGACAAAUAUUAUGGAAAUGCAGAUAUAAAAUUUAAGAACAUUAAUAAAAGGACAUAUAUUAAUUUUACACUAAAUGUAAUUCGCGAUUUCACUGAAAACAACUACGAAAUGUCAUUUAAAGUAUUCAAAUGGACAAACAAUCAAUUCCGCGAAUCUGGUAUUAUAUUUAGGGAAAAUUAUUGCCAUAUUUUUCAACUGGAGAAUAGACAGAAAUUUUUGAAACACAAUGAUUACUUAGAACAUUUUGUUCAAACAUGUCCAAUCAAAAAGGGAUAUUAUUAUGUACACAAUUAUCCCAUAAGUGACAUUAAUGUUCAAAGCUUACCCAAAUGGACGGUGAAAAUUUAUGCUGACAUUACACUAAUAAAAAAAGUUCUAUUUAAUGUUACUCUGGUAUUAAAUAUUUCAUAAUAGAAAAUAAUUUUUUGGGUUUGAUAUAUACACGAUAGUUUUUAGAUGCAGCAUUCACAGAGAGGUUAUCACAAAUUCAGAUUUAAUAAUAUUUUUAUUAGUGUCAUUUUGUUUUCUUAUUAUUAGUUAUAAGGAUAAAAUAGAAAAUUUUAAAUUUUCUGUAUUAUGAUAUCAAUAAGAGAGAAUAUAGAGUAAGAUUAU
This is a messenger RNA of Aethina tumida (small hive beetle), 7553 nucleotides long. RefSeq names its product brefeldin A-inhibited guanine nucleotide-exchange protein 3. The transcript is spliced from 17 exons. NCBI's taxonomy places the organism in Eukaryota, Metazoa, Arthropoda, Insecta, Coleoptera, Nitidulidae. Gene Ontology annotation, molecular function: guanyl-nucleotide exchange factor activity. The record is from RefSeq and is a predicted model, not a curated record. Gene Ontology annotation, biological process: regulation of ARF protein signal transduction. Bases 55 to 6198 code for a protein of 2047 amino acids.